Messenger RNA from Phodopus roborovskii (desert hamster), 453 nucleotides. RefSeq names its product ribosomal protein L37 (gene Rpl37). The record is from RefSeq and is a predicted model, not a curated record. Gene Ontology annotation, molecular function: RNA binding; structural constituent of ribosome. The transcript is spliced from 4 exons. Lineage: Eukaryota; Metazoa; Chordata; Mammalia; Rodentia; Cricetidae. The coding region runs from base 107 to 400 and encodes 97 amino acids. Gene Ontology annotation, biological process: translation. Gene Ontology annotation, cellular component: cytosolic large ribosomal subunit; ribosome.
CUGCACCUCGCCCGCCGGAAGUAGUUCGCCAGGCGGAAGCUUAUCCGCAGGAAGUAGCAGAAGUGCUUUCUCUUCCGGUCUCUUUGGCCUCGGCGGCAGAAGCAAGAUGACGAAAGGAACGUCAUCCUUUGGAAAGCGUCGCAAUAAGACGCACACGUUGUGCCGCCGCUGUGGCUCCAAGGCCUACCACCUUCAGAAGUCUACCUGUGGCAAAUGUGGCUACCCUGCCAAGCGCAAGAGAAAGUAUAACUGGAGUGCCAAGGCUAAGAGGCGAAACACUACCGGGACUGGGCGUAUGAGGCAUCUAAAGAUUGUCUAUCGAAGAUUCAGACAUGGAUUCCGUGAAGGGACAACACCUAAACCCAAGAGGGCAGCUGUUGCAGCAUCCAGCUCAUCUUAAGGAUUUCAGUCAGUCAUAAAAUAAAUGUUCUGGUUUCGAAAACAGUGUGUGGU